Messenger RNA from Zygosaccharomyces rouxii, 507 nucleotides. It is a transcript of the gene GPI15, whose product is annotated as phosphatidylinositol N-acetylglucosaminyltransferase GPI15. The coding region runs from base 1 to 507 and encodes 168 amino acids. The record is from RefSeq and is a predicted model, not a curated record. Lineage: Eukaryota; Fungi; Ascomycota; Saccharomycetes; Saccharomycetales; Saccharomycetaceae. The transcript has a single exon.
AUGAAGUCUCAAGUAUCAGUUAUAAAGGACCAGCGGUACUCAUUAUCGAUUGAAAAGGAUGAUAGAGAGACAUUUGUCAAAUUUACAGUAAUCCCCAGCUCCUAUGCAUUGAAAUCUGUGGUGAAUUUUUUACUACUAAUUGUGUUAAACAGUAUAGCUAUGAAAACCUGUCAUGAUAAGCUCGAAUUACCGUUUUACAAGGCUGUUAUGCUUCGACUGGCCAUAUUCGUAGUGACUUCGAUGUUUCUCAGAAAACCAACCAUUGAAUCCAUGACUGUAAUACGAAAUUACGGAGUCGAAGUAACCAAAGAGAAUGGGCUUGUGGUUUGCCCCAAUUCAUGGAUACAACCUUGGAUCCAAAGAUCAGAUUUUUUGGCAAGAGAUUUGAUUGUGGAUGUUAUAAUUAAUGAAGGCUUCGUGAAAAAUCAACAGGUAAUCUUUUACCUAGCGAUUCUCGUUAGAGAGGCCAAGAGAUUAACGCUUUUGUUUUCAGUAUGUGCAUUAUAA